Alligator sinensis (Chinese alligator) is the source of this 2744-nucleotide messenger RNA. RefSeq names its product gastrula zinc finger protein XlCGF8.2DB-like. Gene Ontology annotation, biological process: regulation of transcription by RNA polymerase II. Lineage: Eukaryota; Metazoa; Chordata; Crocodylia; Alligatoridae. The record is from RefSeq and is a predicted model, not a curated record. Gene Ontology annotation, molecular function: RNA polymerase II cis-regulatory region sequence-specific DNA binding; DNA-binding transcription factor activity. The coding region runs from base 651 to 1748 and encodes 365 amino acids. The transcript has 6 exons.
AGUCACUGAUGCCUGGAGGCUCUCUCGCUCUGCCCCAUGCUAUGCAUGCAGGGACAGCGGGCACAGCCAAGGCACAAAGGGCUGGACAUGCUGGGGCAGGCUCGCCCCACCUACCCUGGGGUGCUUGGGCACCCAGGGCACCAGGAGAGCGUAGAGCAGCUGCCUGGGGACCAAGUGCUUAGCCUGCUCCUGAACUAGGAGGACGAGAAGGGACCGUCCCUGUGCCCAGAGCUGGGAUCCUGCUGCAGUCACUGGACUCCAGAAGCUGGAGCUUGGAGCAGAAGUCCAAGGGGACCUCUCUGGAUUGCACUGGUUGCUGUGAUCACCUGCAUGGAGGAGCUGUGGGCCCUGGGUCUCCAGGUGUUUCCUGAGCUGUGUAAUGUGAUGUGGUGUUUCUCCUUCCCGGAGCCCAGGCAGUGGAUCUGUGUGCCAAGUAUUCACUCUUCCAGGAAGCAAGUCAGGCACUGGGCUGCGCAUGGAGGUGACUCCUAGGUGCCCUGCCGUGCCCCAUAAAACCAAGAGGACAAUACGUGAGAUGGAAGGAAGACAAUUUGGAUCAACCAGAUGGCAAAACCUCCUUCCCUUCGUGCGGCCUGUGCAACGCUCUGCCACCAGCAGGACACUGACCUCAGACUGCUGUGAUUGCCUACAUGGAGGAGCUGCAAUCCCUAAAUCUCCAGGGAUGUGAGGAAGUAGAGAUUCCUGGCAGUGGCCAGCAAGGCACCGCAACCACAAGUGAGAGUGCAGAGGGGUAUUGCCCCAUGGGCUGGCUUGGAACAGCAGAGCCAGGAGCCCAGGGCCACGUUGGCCUGAAGCCCGAGUGGGACAGAGCUGACGAAGGCGAGCAACGGUCCAGGAGAAGAAAGGUGGUUCGGCAAGCCCAAGGCACCGGCGCUACCCUCCCUCGGGAGCGCCGCUUCGUGUGUGGGGAAUGCGGGCGGGCCUUCAGUGCCAAUGCCCACCUGGUGAAGCAUGCACGGACACACACAGGCGAGCGCCCCUUCCCCUGCCCUGACUGCGGGCGCCGCUUCACACAGAGCGCCAACCUGGCGCACCACCAGCGCCUGCACACGGGCGAACGACCCUUCCCCUGUGGGGAGUGCGGGCGCUGCUUCCGCAUGAAAGCUGACCUGGCACGACACCGUGCCUCCCACACAGGCGAGCGCCCGUACCCCUGCCCCGACUGUGGGCGCCGCUUCAGCCAGAGCUCCAACCUGCUGCGGCACCAGCGUGCCCAUACUGGUGAACGCCCUUUCCAGUGUGGUGAGUGCGGGGCUGGCUUCGCCCGCCGCGCCCACCUGGCCGCCCACCGGCGCACCCACACAGGCGAGCGCCCCUAUCAGUGUGGGGAGUGCCACGAGGGCUUUGCCCAGAUCGCUGCCCUCAUUCACCACCGCCGCCUGCACACGGGCGAGCGCCCCUUCCAGUGUGGCGAGUGCGGCAAGGCCUUUGCACGCGCUGCCACACUGCUGCACCACCGCCGCUUGCAUGAUGGUGAGCGCCCCUUCCCCUGUACCCAGUGUGGCAAGGCUUUUGCCAGCCGUGCUGCUUUGCACCAGCACCACCGUGGCCACUCAGGCCUGGCCCCCUUCCCAUGCAAGGAGUGCGGGGCUGGCUUCGCCGUCAGCUCUGCACUGCUGCGGCAUCGGCGCAUUCACACUGGCGAGCGCCCCUAUGUCUGCGUCCAGUGCGGGGCCAGCUUCACCCAGAGCUCAGCCCUCACCCGCCACCAGCGGUUGCAUGACUGAGACGGCCUGGCACUGCUCCUGCAUGCAGGCAAGGACGGGCCUGGGGAGGAGGGAAGAGGUCCCAGUGGAGGGGCUCUGGGAUCAACAUGUGGAUUGACUUUUCAACAGGGGCUGGGUCAGGUGGACAGAGAGAUCAUAUGACAUGGCUGCCUAGAGCAUCAGGGCAUUGGGCAUAGGGACCUGAGCCAUCCCUUUGUUCCUGGGAGUGGGGGCUGGUUGAAUGGGUCAUUCUGGGGUCCUAGGAGAUAGGCUUGUUUGUUGGAGUGGGGAGGAGAGGAGCUGGAUCCUGAAAAAUCAGGCUGCUGAGCAGAGAGAUUGUAAUAAAAGGGAACCACAGCUGGGUUUUCACAUCCUUUCUAUGAUAAAAUGAGCACAAAGUUCAGGCAUCACGUAUGGAAUGGGUUCACAUGGGGCCAUCUCAGACAGGAGACUGCAAAGGGGAGCUCAAGAUGCAUGGGGUCGGGGGAGAGGAAAGUUGAGUCUUACAAAGCACCUGGGGCACCUGCAGCCAAGGUUGGACCUAGGAGUACAAUGCUCCAGCCACAGGGGAGCAGGCAGUGGUCUGAACAGUCCCCAUCCCCUUUAAAAACCUGGGAUAAAACUGUAGCUGAGGAUGGAGCCAGGUGGAAGGCAGACAGACUUGAGGACAAUUUUGAUCAUUAUAAUUUAUUUAUUUAUUUAUUUAGAAAGUUUGAGGGAAAUCUGAAAAUUUUCCUUUCAGGUUUCUUGGGACUUUUUUUUAAGGUUUACAUCAGUCGGAAAUAAUGUUUGGAACUCCCCGUCCCAUAUUAUUUAAUACCAUAUCAGUAGUUAGCACAUAUUUCUCUUAUUUCACAGUAACCAGUAGGAUUAGUGACCUGCUGUAAGAUGACACAAAAGCUGAAACAUUCUCUUUGAUUUCGAAAAUCAUGAAGAGUAGCUGCUCAAUUCAGACCAAAAUGGCUCAUGUUUUUCUUGCUCAAAGCAUCUCCAACUUGUUAUAACAAAACAGUAGCA